UUGUUUUUAAUGUUAUUCGCAACAAGUUGAGGUCUUUUCAUUUGUAAGCUAUCAAGAUGUCCGCGGCAACAGCGAUUAGUCAUAAUAAACCUACAGAGCCACAUAAGUCAUGGAAAAAAAUCAACGAGGAACGCAAGGCACUCAAACGUCAACGAAAACAGGACAAAGCUCUUAAAGAUCUAAAAAGAGUUCAAGAGCUCGCUGCAUCUGCUGUCAAUGAAACAGCAAAUGGAAAAGCAGCAUCAAAACCAAAUCCAUCAACGGUGAGCAUUGCCGUUCCCGGCUCCAUAUUGGAGAAUGCGCAAUCCGCAGAGCUACGUGCCUAUGUGGCUGGCCAAAUAGCGCGAGCUGCCUGUAUAUUUCGUGUCAAUGAGGUGAUUGUGUUUGACGAUGUGGGUGUAGCAACUGCCCGCGAAACAAAGCGUAUCUAUGAACAGGAUGAUGCGGACAACAAUGGGAAUGGAGCGGGUAAAGCGACAAGCACAGUACGAAGCAGCUCUUUGCAAUUGGCCCGAAUUCUACAAUAUUUAGAGUGUCCACAAUAUCUGCGUAAAUACUUCUUUCCCCUGCACAAAGAUCUGAAGUACUCUGGUCUGCUUAAUCCACUUGACACACCCCAUCAUCUGCGACAGCAAAGCAAAUUUCGUUAUCGGGAGGGCGUCGUUUGCGAUAAACAGGCAAAAGAUGGCCACAGCUAUGCGAAUGUGGGACUGCUAAAUGAUGUGCUGAUCGACAAGGCAUUGGAGCCCGGUGUGCGGGUGACUGUGAAAAUGGAACCAUCAAAUGAUGGGAGUCGGAAACAGCGUGGUACUUUAGUGAGUCCGGAUGAACCGCGGCGGGAGACGGGUGUCUACUGGGGUUACCAGGUGCGCAUUGCACAUUCGCUUUCUGAAAUCUUCACAAAAUCGCCCUAUGAUGGUGGCUAUGAUGUGAUGGUGGGAACUUCAGAUCGUGGCACUAGCGUCCAAAAUGUACCCAAUCAAUCCAUUGGCUACAAUCACGCACUCAUUGUGUUUGGCGGUCUGCAGGGUCUCGAGGAGGCCCUAGCCAAUGACGAGAAGCUGACCGUCGAUGAUCCUCAGCUACUCUUCGACCACUACAUAAAUGUUCUGCCUAAACAAGGCUCACGCACUAUACGCACUGAAGAGGCGCUGCUGAUAGCAAUGGCGGCUCUACAAGAGAAGCUGCAACCACAGCAGGCGGAUGUUGAGUGUGAUUUAAGUGAUUUACUGCCACGCAGCGAGGACACUGGGAUUCCAAUGGCGCGCGAUGUCCUUGUAAGCAAGAAAAAGAAAAAAAAGCUUACGGAUAACACGGAACCCAAUGAAAUACAGCCAGCAGUAAUAGCAACUAAACUCAAUCUAACGCCAGCAGAACCAAGGCGUCCAAAUCCAUUUACCGAACACAAAAGAGCCAAAGUAGAACCGCAAUCUAUCAGUAUGGAGGCAGAUUUCGAGGUAGUGUCUGCUUCAACAGGACAUGCAGCAGCAAUUAAUGAGAAUCAGAAUGAUGAUUUAAGCCGUUUCGAUUGAGUCAUUUUCACACUAAGUUUUCAUUUUUACUCUUUUUUAAUUGUUUUAACUAUAUUGUACUGCUUCAAUCAUGGAUGUAUAUAUAAAAGAUAUUGCGAUGUUAUGGUGUAACGCCGUAUCUUAGCUACAAAAACACAAACUUAAUCUAUGAAUAUAAAUCUUUUAAGAAAUAUUCGUUUUACAUUCUCAUAACUUUCAUUUGUUCAACAGUAUAUUUAUACAAUUAUAGUACAUGAUUCUAUGUGUCGGGUCUUGUGUGGCAGCGCUCGAUUUAUGCUAAUAAGCAACUAUAUAGGCAAUCUAAUAGGCAUUUUUCAGUCACUUGCACUAUCAAACAUAAGACACGAAAGUAUUUUGAUAACAAUAGUGCACGCUCUUCUUUCAACUUAUAUACCAACUAGUACAAAA
Drosophila arizonae is the source of this 1940-nucleotide messenger RNA. Its product is annotated as 28S rRNA (uridine-N(3))-methyltransferase. The record is from RefSeq and is a predicted model, not a curated record. Lineage: Eukaryota; Metazoa; Arthropoda; Insecta; Diptera; Drosophilidae.